GAGAGAGACACACGCACACGCACACACAAACACACGCACACACAGAGACAGAGAGAGCGAGCAUCAUCAUCACAACACCGGCUGACAGCUUCCUCUGGCCGGACACCGAGCAGCAGGACGACCGGGGGGUUUGGAGGUGACAUCCAGAGGAACCGGGCUGGAGGCCGAGCAGGAGCCGAGAGAGAGACGCGGUCGCACCGGUGGUUGUAGCAGCAGCAGCGGCGGGGGACGGAUCCGGGGAGAGUCGCUCGGUUUCCCGGUGCUUCACACACCCUGAGCCUCUGCAGCAGCAGCGGGGAGCAGGAGGAGCAGGAGGAGCAGAGAGGAGCAGGAGGAGCAGGAGAACCAUGGAGGGGAUGCAGGCUUACGGAGCCGGGAAAGCCGGAGGAGCCUUCGACCCCGUCACCUUCUUCCAGCAGCCUCAGACCAUUCUCCGCAUAGUGUCUUGGCUCUUCUCCAUCGUGAUCUUCGGCUGCAUCGCCAACGAGGGCUACAUCAACCGCCCCAACGAGGUGGAGGAGUACUGCAUCUUCAACCGCAACCAGAACGCCUGCAACUACGGCGUCUUCAUGGGCUCCAUGGCCUUCCUGUGCUGCAUGGCCUUCCUGGCUCUGGACGUGUACUUCCCUCAGAUCAGCAGCGUUAAGGACCGCAAGAGGGCCGUGCUGGCUGAUAUCGGGGUGUCGGCUUUCUGGUCCUUCAUGUGGUUUGUGGGUUUCUGCUUCCUGGCCAACCAGUGGCAGGUGACAAACCUUGAUGACAACCCGCUGAGGGAGGGAGGUGACGCUGCCCGGGCAGCCAUCACCUUCUGCUUCUUCUCCAUCUUCACCUGGGCCGCCCAGACUCUCUUCUCUGUGGAGAAGUUAAAGAAUGUGUCAUUUGAAGAGGAAUACAUCAAGCUCUUCCCUCCUCAGCCUCAUCAGCCUUUUGUGUGACUCUGCUCUGUGUUCUGCUGCUUUAGCCUCUCAGCAGCUGGUCGCACACACUCCUUAACUGUGUUGUUAGCAACAACACAAUACUGCUGGAAGUGAGUGUAUUUGUAAACCAGAAGUAAGAAGAACAGCUGCUCCAGGUUCUUUUCCUGACUGCAGCACAUUAUUAUGAUCAUGUAUGUGCAGGUGGGUGGAUCCUGUGCUGAUUAUUUAAAUUCCUGCAGAACCAACGUUUUGGAAGGAGAGCUCCCUGCCGGCUGGAAAUCUAAAGCAAAGCCUAAUAUCAGUUUUUCAUGUCUUUUUGAAUUUGAUGGAAAAGUGAGCCUGGAAAAAUAAACCAAAGGAUUUAAAGAAAAG
Pleuronectes platessa (European plaice) is the source of this 1289-nucleotide messenger RNA. Its product is annotated as synaptogyrin-1. The transcript has 4 exons. The record is from RefSeq and is a predicted model, not a curated record. The coding region runs from base 348 to 935 and encodes 195 amino acids. Gene Ontology annotation, cellular component: synaptic vesicle membrane; neuromuscular junction. Lineage: Eukaryota; Metazoa; Chordata; Actinopteri; Pleuronectiformes; Pleuronectidae.